This is a messenger RNA of Xylona heveae TC161, 2664 nucleotides long. Its product is annotated as glutamate carboxypeptidase Tre2. The transcript is spliced from 3 exons. The record is from RefSeq and is a predicted model, not a curated record. Lineage: Eukaryota; Fungi; Ascomycota; Xylonomycetes; Xylonales; Xylonaceae. The coding region runs from base 1 to 2664 and encodes 887 amino acids. Gene Ontology annotation, molecular function: carboxypeptidase activity.
AUGUCCGACAAGAAGACCGCCGACGUCGAUUAUGCUCACCUCCCCAUCCCCACCUAUGAGGAGGCAACCUCCUCGCGGCCAACUUCUUCUCAGUCAUAUCAUCAGGGAACUCAAGAGAUAAACGAUAAUGCGGAAAGGGAAGGUCUUCUCGGACAGAGCGGACGUGCCGGUGAACGAGGAGAAUCGAGACAUGGCGGAUAUCGUCCGCCUAUGGUGGGAUCGGAGCGAUCCAGCAUCGACAGCGAAUUCUCCUUUGAAUCCUUGGAAAGGGAUAACCGCAAUGCAGAAGAUGAAGAACUUCGACGAGAGAUGUUCGAGAUGGAGGUGCUGGACGCUGAAUCCGGACAAGCAAGCUCUCAAACAUCACCAAUGCGCCAUCGAUUCUCGAAACGAUUGAACAGCAUCACCAACACCUUGUCCUCAAUACAUCUUCCUUUUCGGAUGCGGAUGCCAUCGUUCUCCUUUGAUAUUUGGUCGCGCAUGCCACCAUGGAUGGUUGAAUAUUCUGUCAGAGUCCGUGUGUUAGCUCGUUUCCUGGGCUUGAUACUUGUCAUGCUCGUCGUGUAUGCUUUAUUUGUCACUGAGAUCUUUCCAUUUCGAAAUGCGGCUAUGGGCGGACAGAUGUAUGAUCCCGAAUCAGUCAGAUCAUUUGUGCAAGGAAAUGUGGAUGAGCACCAGAUUCGAAAAUACCUCUCCAACCUCACCGGCUAUGAUCGUAUGGCGGGUACCGAAGGCUCCUAUGCUUCGGCCUUGUACGUGGAGGAGUUAUUCAGAGCCGGAAAUCUGGAGGGGGUGGGUCUUGAUAGAUACCAAGUUUACUUAAACUUUCCCCGCAAAGACGGAAGGAGAGUUGCAAUUAUAGAACCCCCCGAGCUGGCUUGGGAGGCAGUGAUAGAAGAAGAAUCAGUAUACGAACAUCCGACACCGCAACAGCAGCAAACCAUGGUCUUCCACGGGCACUCUCGUGCAGGCAACGUUACUGGUCCCCUGGUUUAUGCAAAUUAUGGCUCUCGAGAGGACUUUGAAACCCUCAAAGAGAAUGGGGUCGAUCUCAAGGGUACGAUUGUAUUAGUGAGAUACUAUGGUACACAGGGCGAUCGUGCUUUAAAGGUGAGGGCGGCUGAGCUCGCCGGCGCCGCGGGGUGCAUAAUCUAUAGCGACCCUGCCGAGGACGGUUUCCGCAAAGGAGCCGCCUGGCCUGAUGGAAGAUGGCGACCCAGUGACGGUGUUCAACGAGGAGCAGUAAGCUUGAUGAGCUGGGUAGUCGGCGACGUCCUCACCCCUGGUUACGGAUCACUACCCGACGCAGACCGAAUAUCCAAGAAUAACAAUCCUGGGUUGGUGAAUAUCCCGAGCAUCCCAUUGGCAUGGCGGGAUGCCCAGAAACUCUUGCAAGUACUCAAAGGGCAUGGUCACAAGGUGACCGAUGAUUGGGUAGGCGGAGUUCCGGAUAUUAAAGAGUGGUGGUCUGGAGAUCAAUCGUCCCCCAUAAUCCACCUAAUGAAUGAGCAAGACGAGAUCGACAAACAGCCAAUUUAUAAUGUAGUUGGCAAGAUCACUGGGCUGGAGCAGCCGAGCAAAACCGUCUACGUUGGUAAUCACCGCGACUCGUGGUGCUUUGGAGCUACCGACCCUGGCAGCGGGACGGCAGUAAUGCUCGAGGUCAUUCGAAUUUUCGGCGAACUUCGCGAUCUGGGAUGGCGUCCGAUGCGGUCUAUUGUCUUCAAUUCCUGGGAUGCGGAAGAGUAUAACUUGAUUGGCUCGACCGAGUUUGUCGAAUCAAACCUCGAAUACCUUCACCGGGACGGUAUUGCGUACCUCAAUGUUGAUGUGGCAGUUGCCGGCAGCGACUUUGAGGCAGCAGGAUCUCCUGUUUUUCGAAAAAGCCUAGGGCACGUCCUCGACCGCACUUCAGACCCUUUCAAGAACAAGACCCUGCGCGCAAUCUGGGAAGAGACGGGGAGAGAUCUGGGAGGUCUUGGGGCAGGCAGCGAUUAUGUCGCAUUCCAAGACAUUGCCGGCACAUCAAGUAUUGAUAUCCGCUUCUCCGGUCCCGGCUUCCCAUAUCAUAGCUGCUACGAUAGCUUCGAAUGGAUGGACAAAUUUGGCGAUCCAGGUUUCCAGUAUCACAAAAUUCUUGCCCAAGUCUGGGCGCUCUUGAUCCUCGAAAUCGCAGAUACGCCAGUUCUGCCUUUCGACAUGUUUGGAUAUGCAGUGGCGGUAGGGAAAUACAUUGAAGAUGUCCAAGUAUACGCAUAUUCGAACAUGGGCGGUGGGUUAAAUUUCGCGCCGCUCCGCGAAGCCGCAGAAGUCAUGGCCAAAAACACGGAAACAUUCGAAGCCUGGGAGAUGGCGUGGGUCCAGGAAGUCUAUGGAUCUGGAGGGUUUGAAAGCAAUGUCAUUGCCAUUCAACGAAUGAGCCGGAACACGCGAAUGGCGCAGUUUGAGACUGAUCUCUUGGACCUCCUUCCUGGUGGCGGGCUUCCCGGCCGUGAACAAUUCAAACACGUCAUUUUUGCCCCGCAAGCCUGGUCUGGUUACGACGAAGCCUUUUUCCCUGGCAUUCGCGACGCUGUUGACGCCAGAGAUUGGCCACUGGCUCAGAAACAGAUUCAAAAAGCAGCAGAUUUAAUCCGUUCCGCCAGCGAGAAGCUUAUUCUCUGA